AUGCGCGUGGUGUUGGCGGCGCUGACGGCGCUGGCUGCGCGCGCGCUGGCCGGCCCGCACGAGCACCGCGCACGGCACCACGCUCCAGAACACCCCAUCCACUUCCCGGCCCCCGCGCCCCCUCAACCCUACCGCGGCCAUGGAGAAGCCGUCCGGUACAACCCUGAACUCGACACAAUACUACCCCGCCUUGAUGAGCAAGAAACCUCAUCAAAACGCGCCAAAUUCGAAGAUGCUGAAACAUCGUCAAAAUAUGACGAAAAAUUCUAUUCUAACCAUGAACGAACCGAAGACGAGGAACCCAUGGCAGACGAACCACGACUAGGACCUGAUGAUGAUGACCCUUUGAUUGUUCGCACAAGAAAAGGCAGAGUGAGAGGAAUAACCCUCACUGCUGCCACGGGUAAGAAAGUUGAUGCGUGGUUUGGAAUCCCUUAUGCUCAGAAACCUGUUGGUGAUUUGAGAUUUAGGCAUCCGAGACCAGUUGAAAGUUGGGGCGAUGAGAUAUUAAAUACGACGACACUGCCCCAUUCGUGCGUCCAAAUUAUUGAUACAGUAUUUGGUGACUUCCCAGGAGCUAUGAUGUGGAAUCCUAAUACAGAUAUGCAAGAAGACUGUCUGUAUAUUGAUAUAGUGUCGCCAAGGCCAAGACCUAAAAAUGCAGCCGUAAUGCUCUGGGUAUUUGGGGGAGGGUUUUACUCCGGUACCGCAACGCUAGAUGUCUAUGACCCAAAAAUACUUGUUUCUGAAGAAAACGUCGUUUACGUUUCCAUGCAGUAUAGAGUGGCGUCACUUGGAUUUCUAUUUUUCGAUACACCCGAUGUUCCUGGAAAUGCUGGACUGUUUGACCAAAUAAUGGCUUUACAAUGGGUCAAAGAUAAUAUAGGUUACUUUGGCGGAAAUCCACAUAACGUUACCCUAUUUGGAGAAUCAGCAGGUGCUGUGUCGGUUUCUUUACAUUUACUUUCGCCUUUAUCAAGAAACCUAUUUUCUCAGGCUAUAAUGCAGUCAGGUGCUGCCACAGCCCCCUGGGCUAUUAUUUCUAGAGAAGAAAGCAUUCUGCGAGGAAUUCGUUUAGCAGAGUCUGUUCAAUGUCCAUUUUCGAGAACUGAUAUGGGACCUAUGAUUGAAUGUUUAAGAAAGAAAAGUGCAGUUGAACUUGUUAACAAUGAGUGGGGUACAUUGGGUAUUUGCGAAUUUCCAUUUGUGCCCAUAAUUGACGGUUCGUUCCUAGAUGAGAUGCCUAAACGAUCACUUAUUCAUCAGAACUUUAAGAAGACUAAUCUCCUGAUGGGCUCUAAUACUGACGAAGGGUAUUACUUCAUUUUAUACUAUUUGACGGAGUUGUUCCCUAAAGAAGAGAAUGUAGGUAUAACUCGCGAACAAUUCAUUCAAGCCGUGAAGGAACUGAAUCCUUAUGUUGAUGACAUUGGAAGGCAAGCUAUAACGUUUGAAUAUACUGACUGGUUGAACCCUGAUGACCCAAUAAAAAAUAGAAAUGCCCUAGACAAAAUGGUAGGUGAUUAUCAUUUCACUUGUGGCGUGAAUGAGUUUGCUGACAGGUACGCAGAAACUGGGAAUAACGUUUAUACAUAUUACUACAAGCAUCGUAGUAAGAACAACCCAUGGCCUUCUUGGACAGGCGUGAUGCAUGCAGACGAAAUAAAUUACGUUUUCGGAGAGCCUCUGAAUCCUGGAAAGAAUUACUCGCCUGAAGAAGUGGAAUUUAGCAGACGGAUCAUGAGAUAUUGGGCGAAUUUCGCAAGAACAGGGAAUCCUUCCCUUAACCCUAACGGCGAGAUGACAAAGGUCCAUUGGCCUCUCCACACGACCAUCGGGCGGGAAUACCUGACUCUUGCAGUCAACUCUAGCUCGAUAGGACAUGGGCUGCGAGUGAAGCAAUGCGCAUUCUGGCAAAAGUACUUGCCACAACUCAUGGCUGCCGCAAACAAGCCGCAACCGCCAGCAAACUGCACCAGCAGCGCGCCUUCAUCCAGCCACAUCCCGUACGACAUUCUCGGGAUUUCCUUGAUCACCUCUUACGGUUUCACGCAAACCUUGUUCAAUCACGUAUAAAUCUAUAUUGUAACUGUAAUGAUCAGAAUUCGUUUGGGUAGUUUUAUUGCUUGUAAUGAUAUGGUAAUCGCAUACAAAUAAACAUGAUAUAUGUAGGACUAAUAAUAGUGUUUGUGUCAUAAAUUUUACAAACUAAGUGAAUUCUCUUAUUAUUAAGCUCAGUUUUAAUGAUCUUAAAAUUAUUUUACAUGAAUAAGGCACUAUUGAGUCAUAAAAUAUAAUAUCUAUCUGUAUAGAUUGUUUGAUCAUAUAAGGAAAAAGCGUAAGUUUAAGAGUAAAAUCCAUAUCAUUACAAAGUGAGAGCUACCCAAGCCGACCGAAUUCUAGUUUAUGAGCCUUCAGAUCAUCUGAUUUAGUUCUAUUCGCUUCGUAAGUCCAACGUCUCGAAUUUUGUAUUAUAUUAUAAAUAAUGUGUGUAUAUGUUGCUGUCUUAUGAAUCUCUGGGAUAUUUUAUUGAUUGACUUAUUUUUGUAAUGAUGUAAUUAUAGAAACUAUAUUUUUAUUGUAAGCCAUCUCUAGAGUUAUAUUGCGCUAUACAGAUCUUUCAAUGGUGUCUUUUGUGACCAAGGUAAAGAAGAUUUAUCUGAUGGUUAUUAAAUAUGCCACUGAAAUAUCGGUUUUAUGUCCAUUAAAUAUUUGUCUAGAUCGCCAUUAAGUUCAAUAACGUAUAAGUGAUGUAAAACUAUUGUUUAUGAAUUAAUGUUAUAAUCUAUUUUAAAAGGAGUGAUGUCUCCAUCAACAUAUCACUUGUUAAUAACAAAUUAUAGAAUUACGUAGUAGUCGUAAUUUUGUCAUAGAAAAUAAAAUCUCUACAUAUCUUUCAGAGAUUAGGAAUAAUGUGGAAAUUUCUGCCAGGAAAGAAUUGAAUGUGUGAGUUUAAGUCUUCGUAAAAAGAAAACUUGAAUGAAGAUCUAGAACUUCUUAGAUAUGUAUGACGAAAUUUAGUGUGGCGAAUAAGGAAAACGGAAUGUUAGCUUUAACGCCUCUACUGCAAUACAUAUCACGCAAGGCAUAGAGUAUCUAAGUUCAAUCUAGCCUUAGGGUAAGUUAAGUGAAUAAGCUAGAUCAUUUCACAACUCAGUAGCGGACCAAUAUUAGAAAGUUGUACGUGUAAUAAUGGUUCGUGUAUUUGGCACAGAAAAAGUUGAAAAGAGACAAUGAAAGUUAUAGCGAUGUGAACAAAAUUGAAACAAAUAAUGUGCCUAGUGAUAUUGAAAACGAAAAGGGAAAUAACAAUAAAGUUAUUGAUGUUAUUGGAUACAAACAAUCAAAGAAUCAACUAGUAUAUAAAAAGUGUGGUAUGAGAUGUACAGUCGAUAGUAUAUCUACUGAAUGUGUUAGAACUUACAAAAUUAGUACCUUAAAGAUUAGGGUCGAUACAUCUAGUUUAGAGAGCGUAGUGCCGGUUCAGCUUUCAAAUAUUGGUAUAAACUAUUUAAUAGAUGAAUCUUUACAAUUCAAGAUUUAAGAGAUAAAAAUAUUAGUACAAUAUUGUAAGUUUAAAGUAAUCUUGCAAGCUGCGUCAUAGAUAAAAAAAAUAUUCCAUUGUUGUAAAUAUUGUAUUGGGUGUUAGACUACGUAGAAGCUCGUAUUUUCGUUGUUUUAUUUCUAAACAACUCUUGCGAGUAGCUCCCAGCUGCUCUAUCUGUUGUGAAAGACGAUACAUGUGAAAUAAGCGCUAAUUGUAUUGUAGA
Molecule: messenger RNA, 3770 nt
Organism: Amyelois transitella
Lineage: Eukaryota; Metazoa; Arthropoda; Insecta; Lepidoptera; Pyralidae
Gene: ace1
Product: acetylcholinesterase-like
Exons: 3
Coding region: 1-2076 (691 amino acids)
Biological process (GO): acetylcholine catabolic process; choline metabolic process
Cellular component (GO): plasma membrane
Molecular function (GO): acetylcholinesterase activity
Source: RefSeq, a predicted model, not a curated record